This is a messenger RNA of Brassicogethes aeneus, 351 nucleotides long. The record is from the annotation of a GenBank genome assembly. NCBI's taxonomy places the organism in Eukaryota, Metazoa, Arthropoda, Insecta, Coleoptera, Nitidulidae.
AUGGCUAAAACUUUCCCCACCGAUUGGGAUAUAGAAGAUUACAGGGACGAUACGGAGCCGGACGAUCAUUGGGCGCUAAGAAAGGAAUUUAUGAGGGUUCAUAAGGGAAAAUUUUCGGAAGAGUAUCUGGUGGCUUUGGCCAGGACUUUCACUAAUAUUGAGUUUAUGGGGUGCAUGUAUCCUGCUGCUUUGAUGAUAAGGAUUGCAGAGUUAUCGAAGGAUGUUGCAAGGGAUUAUCGGGAAGUUAAAAAAACUAAAUUGCAGAGAACUUUUGUCUCUGCUUCGAACGCGGCUGAGAAUAAAGUCAGGUAUAUAGACAAAAGUUCGCUCUUUGUUUUGAUGAUAUUUUAA